CGCACCGGCCGCCUCGACUGAGUAUGGCCACUACGCGCCCUCACAGGUCCUCGACCGCCGCCUCGAGACUCCCGCCCAUGAACAACCAGAUAGCCGAGCUCCGCAGCCUCGCAGACGAACUGAGCAAAGCCUCUGAAUCCUCCCCGCCCACCUCCCAGGCCCUCCAGAACCAGAGCAAUGCGCUGCGCCGCAUGCGCCAGCUGUUGAUAGAGUCGAAUGACCAGACCCACACCAAGGACGCUUUCCGCCAUGUCCGCGGCUUCGACGUGCUGCUCCUCACCCUCCGCUCCCUCUCUGGCUUCUACAAGCCCGCCGAGCUGUCCACGACCGACCGCAUCGACUUCUUCGAGGUCAUCAAGGCGACGCUGGAUGUGCUGUCAGAUGCACUCAACGAGCAUGCGGGGAACAGGCGCUUCUUUGCGAAGCGGGUAGAAGACGGCGGCUGGGGUGCGCUGGAACAAGCCCUAGGGAGCACAGGGAUUUUUGGCGGGCAGUCCAAGAGCAAGCGGGACGAUGCGGGACAGGAGCAGCUGUUUGGUACCCUGUUCGCCUUUGCUCUGGGUGAAGAGGCUAUGACGCGCAUCUUCCGAGAUAUCGACAACAAGGUUGGGGAGGCCCAAUCAAAGGACAAGUCUCCUGCACCCGACCGUGACCCGCAGGCCCCAACCGAGAUCGUAGUCUCAAGUCCGCGGUCCUUCUACAGCGACUCCGACAUGGAACUGGACCCAUUGCGGGGUCAGGUACGCGGCAUCUUCAGUGGCAAUGAGGUGUUGCAAAAUCCUGACAUGAUUCCCACCAUCCUCCACUUCUGGAAAGGUCUCUCGGGUGAAGAUGCACCGGGCACGAGAUCGAAAGCUCUUUCCGUCUCCGUGCUGCUUGCCAUACUCGAGACCACCACGCUGUCGUCAUACAACAAAUCUGCUCUACAUAUCACCGGUAUACUCAGCUUCAUUCUGCCCCUCCUAUUUGAGAACAAGUGCGCGCCCGUCGAAGCUGGCUUACUGCGGGAGCUGGCCGACAGCCUAGUGCAGUAUGGCAUCAACAAACUCGACGACGCUUACUACCUCUUCCGUAAGGCCGCAACCUCUGACCAAGCUGCUGACUUCCUUCUCCGAGGCAUGCGGGCGUCUCGCAGCCCGCCCUUUAUCCAGUUCGAUUUAUCAUUGCACGGCUUUAGCGCCAUUGAACUUCCAGACAUGGGUCGGCCUUUUCCACCCGUCUCGCCUGGUGGCGGCUACACGUUUGCAACUUGGAUGCGAGUGGACAAGUUCGAUACAAAUUGUCAUACUACCUUGUUCGGUGCAUACGACGACACGCAGACUUGUUUCUUAAUGGCCUAUUUGGAAAAAGAUACCCGUUGUUUCAUUUUACAAACUUACAUGGGCCACUCUACAGGUGUGGUUCCCAGUGUACGCUUCAAGAAGGCCCCUCGCUUCGAGGAAGGCAGGUGGUAUCACAUUGCUAUUGUUCAUCGGCGAGUAAAGGCCAUCGGCAUAGGCACCCCCAAAGCAUCGCUUUUUGUGGACGGCGAGUUCACCGAGACUAUGAAGGCACAUUAUCCAUCGCACCCUCCUGUCCUGGAUAGCAGCCAAGAAAGCUUCGCGUCCAUUUCUUCUACCGCUUCAAAACACCACAUUCUUGCGUUUCUAGGCACGCCUCGAAACCUCGCUCCUCGGUUGGGGAGGAAUGUGCUUGCCUCGAAGUUGUCAGUGGCCUCUUUUCACCUCUUUUCCGAGCCGCUUUCAGAUGAGUUGAUUGCUGUAUACCAUAAACUUGGUCCGCGUUACUGCGGCAACUUCCAAGAUAGGCUCGGUUCCUUCCAGACCUACCGAACCUCUGCCGAGCUCCAUGUGCACAAUGAGAUCUUGCAUCCUGGACGGGAAGAGCGGUCAGAAAUUGUCACGGCGAUUCGUAGUAGUGCAAGCCAACUAAUGCCCGAGUCCAAGAUUUUACUGAGCUUCUCACCUAGCUCCGUCAUGGACGACGAUGAUAGGAAUGCCAUCGAUGAAUCUCAGCUCAUUCGCUCACUAUCAAGAGAAUCAGCGAAGACGCUUCAUAAGUAUACUAGGAUGCACAGCACGCCCAUCAUCAUCAAUGCGGCCGUACCAUCAGUCAACGACGCAUUGUCCCAACCCCGCGGCUUUGGCCGACUAUCUGGUGAUCCAGUUGUCGUUGUCCCACAAUCGCUCGAUGACGCUAUUUGGCGAAUUGGUGGUUGCGUUGCAGUAGGCCUGAAGCUUGUUCAGUCUGCGCAGUCCUUGGACAGCAUGCUCCGUGCCGUGAAUAUAUUACUAGAGGCUGUUGGAGGGAACUGGCGGAACUGCGAGUCUAUGGAGCAACGCAACGGGUUUGCAGUCUUGGCUGAGGUCCUCCGCCAGAAGAUUGGAUUUGCUAUGGGUGGUCUGGUCAUGCGCAACUCUUCAUCGCUUGACGUGACGCCAGAAGAAUGCGAAGCAUUUGUCAUGCAGCUCCUUCUAGUCAUUCUACGUUUUGUCGGAUACGACGAGGAACACCCGACGGAAUCGCUCAUCAUAAACCCGCUUGCGUAUCGAGUCCUUCUCGUGGAUCUCGAGAUUUGGCGCAGAGCUACUUCGUUGGAGACCCAAAAACUGUACUACCUCCAAUUCGUUCAAUUCGCCAAGGGUAGUAAGCAUCAUCACUACAACGCCAAGCGCUUCCAUAGAAUACGGGUCGUUAAACGACUGACUGAUGCCCUCAAGGGCGAGAACUUUACUUCACAGACAUUCAAACUGUUUCUCGAUGCUUUUAAAGCGCUCCUACAGAUCAACUUCAAUGGAGAGAACGCUCGAUCGCUAUCGUUGUUUGUCACCUAUGCAUUGCAUGACAACCGUGCGUCGUACGCCAAACGCACACUCCGACCGAGGGCGAGCGUGCUCCGUCUUCGGAAAGGGACGCCACCCACACUGACGCCCGGGUCUACACCACGAUCUGCCAGUCCCGCACUGAGUGGCACGGAACCUUCUCCUCUUUCGCUACCCGAAUUGGGCAUCGCUGUCCUUGGCCUUUUGUCAGAGAUACUCUGCGAUCCUCAGAAUCCAAGCGAGAUCGUGCGAUUUGCCAAAAACGUCACUGGAAAGUGGCUACUAUAUCUUCUUGCAGAGCCAGACCAGCGAGUCGUCGUGCUAGGUGCAAAGAUAUUGGCUCGACUGCUUGUCCUAAAUGGCCCGCAUUUCGUCAAGAAGUUUGCCGACAAGACUGGGGGCUUUACGUUGAUGAAGAAGAGGCUCCGCCCAUGGUGGAACACACCAGGCAUUUGGACUAUCUGCUUUUCGAUCUUGUUUGACCGCGAUGUGGCCACUAUCGACUUUGAAAGAGAUUUCGAUGUGUUCAAUCUGGUCGACAUAUUUAUUAUGCACUCGCCGCAGCCCAAACUGAGAAUCUGUUAUCCGGAGAUAUUCCCUGUGAUUUUAGCCAUGUUAGAUACGGGAUUGCGUGCGAUUGUCCGAGAUCGAGAUCUAGCGAAGGCGCAAAACACCACUCCGAAUCAUGGGAAUGGUGAAGGCACCGUGACAAGAGGACGAGGUAGAUCUAUGUCCUUGAACGCUAAACAGCCUACAAUUGACAUCAAGGGCCCUCAAUCAGAGCGACUGAAUGACUAUGCUGUUGUUUUGAACUCCGCCAUCCAAUUUCUUUCAGAGCUUCAUUCGCGCUCGGAAAGUUUCCGGGAUUACGCGAGCACAUCCAGCUACGUGCAAGAACUGUUGUUUGUGCUCUACCCAGUCAUCGUCACUUCCGAUAGUGUUAGUGCGGAGACGGAGCUGCUGUCGAGAGGGUCGGCAUUGACGUUCGAAGGCCAGGAUGUUGUGAUUCGACCUCUCUCGCAAGCUAAUGGUCAGGACGCGCCUGUUGUUCGCACUAGCAAUGUCAGUGUCUCACCUGCUCCUUCGGCUCAACGAGUUGCCCCCUUUCGCAGAGCUUCUUCCUUUGUACUCGUGUCUGCCGAAAAGAGGAAGGCUGGCAAGCAACCAUCACUAAACCCAAUUCUGUCACCGAAACAUACUGCUCCAGUAGCAUUGAAAGUUGGUAACUCGGUAGUCGAAGCUAUGUUGGAGGUCGUGUUGGAUGUCUUCAAGGACCAGAUCUUCACGCGCAAAGACUUUCCCGGCCUCGGUCUAUUCCUAAAGACGCCUCCUGGUUUCCAAGAGCACCAGGCAUACUUUGAAUCGUACGUUCUUCGACAAACUUUAUCAUCGGUAAAGAACGCUCUCCAGCUGGACCAAAAGCUCCUCCACGAGCCGCGGGUGCUCACAAACCUCUCGCGAUUUGUGAGCCAUGUGUCUGAAGCCGUCUUUGAGGGAUGGUUCCUUGAUGGUGCCGAACCAUUGCUCGACUUUGCGGGCUUCCUUCUUGAGUACCUGGAGCGGCCCGACAUUGCUGUGAUCAAAUCUGUUAGACUAUGUACGCAGGCGAUCCAAGUCAUUAGAUCAACGUUCAUGAGAGUGGCUCUUCUCCACCUCGCGGAGCCCGAUGACUCUGAAGGCGGAUCACACACCAGCGCUGUCAUCGAGAAAAUGGUGUACUGGCAACCGAUCAUUCUCUCCUCUGCAAAUAAAGAAUCAUUCUCCUUGCAGAUGAUUUGCUACCUCCUCUACGAAAAGCUGUCUUCGGAACACGAGGAGGUGCGGCUGGCUGCAGCGAACUUCUGGCGGUUGCUGUUGGUCCAAAAGCCAGAUGAGACAUCGACGAUUCUCGGCAACGCCACGCAGUCUGACAAGAAGACCCUAUACGAAGGCUUUCAGAAGCUUGUCGAACUUGACAACGAGACCUUUCUGCAAUGGUUUGACAAGAACAAGCAAGACGUUGACAGCUCGUUCUUUGGAACUCUAUCCAAGACUUGGCAGGAUUUUGCAAACGAUCAAAAUAGAAAGACCGAGGAAACAUCACAGAGACGGAUUGCCAAGCGCAAAGAGAAGUUGAAGCAAUGGCAGACCGAAGAAAUAUCGACCGAGAACAUCUGGAACCACCACGAGAACUCUACGAGCCACUGGCGAUCCAAUAUCCACGCCUCGGAGCGGAUCAAGCACCAGCGCGUCCUCCAGGACCAGCAAGAUAAUGCUACCUUUAUAGCAACGGUUCUAGCAAAGCUUGAGCAUCAGCUAAAGGGUCCAUGCGCGCUAUUCGAGGACAGUCCACCCGCCAAGUGGCGCCUUGACGAAACAGAAAGUCGUGAUCGAAAGAGAAUGCGCAUCAUUGUAGACAGCACCAACCGAGACCAAACGUAUCAACCCAAACGCAAAGACACGGAUCCGAGGGAAAGGCUCCGAGUCGACACCACCGUUCCUGUUCUCUCUGUAAAAGAAUCUCUAGGCGUCACCCCUACCGCUGGGCCGUCUACUAGACCGUCUUCCGCUACCAGUACGCAAGACGGCCCGAGGAAUGAUGCGCAAUCAGACAGCGAAGACGAUUUCGAGAUGGUUGAGGCUAUGUACGAGGACGACGACGGCUUCGAGGACAAAAAUCGCAAGGUCAUGAGGAGCCUCAACCGCGGUGACCAGGUGCAAUACGUCUGCAACAUAUCCCGCGUAGUGGGUCUAGAGGCUAUCGAGGGGCUUCUCAUUGUCGGGAAGGACUGUUUAUACCUGCUCGACGACUUCUUCCAAAGGUCUGACGGAGAGAUUGUACGAGUGUGGCAAGCACCACCAGAUGAGCGUGAUCCAUACGUACAGGUGAUUGCUGGCAAGGAGGCGGUCACUAACCGGAGGCCGCCGCCCAGGAACCAAGAAGAGUCUGUAAGAAACUGGAGGUGGAGUGAGGUCAUUAGCAUCUCGAAACGUCGAUUUUUACAUCGAGACGUUGCUAUCGAGGUUUUCUUUGACGACGGGCGCAGCUACUUGUUGACAGCGAUAUCUGCCCAGGCUCGAAACGACAUUCACUCCCGCGUUCUGCAGAGAGCUUCGCACGUUGCCAACCCCGAGAAGCUUACCAACUCCGAAAUCGCCUGGCGUCUCGACUCUCUGCACAACCCGCAAGAGGCUCCACAGACGUUCGGAUCGCGCUUUGCUUCUGCUUUCGGCUCUGCCUCCUCACAUCCAGCUACCAAGAAGUGGCUCAAGGGAGAGUUGUCCAAUUUUCAUUACCUUAUGUUUGUCAAUACGCUCGCCGGAAGGACAUUCAAUGACCUAACACAAUAUCCCGUCUUCCCGUGGGUCAUCUCAAAUUACGAGAGCGAAGAGCUAGACUUGUCCGAUCCGCGUAACUUCCGCGACUUGAGGAAACCGAUCGGCAUCCAAGACCCUAAACAAGAGCGGUCGAUAAGAGAAAGGUUCAGUUCCUUCGCCGAGAUGGGUGACGCCAAUCAUGCGUUCCACUACGGAACACAUUACUCAUCCGCCAUGACGGUGGCCUCUUAUCUCAUGCGACUGCAGCCAUUCAGUGCAGCAUUCUUCCUAAUCCAGGGUGGAACUUGGGAUCACGCAGAUCGCAUGUUCUACUCCAUCCAGAACGCAUGGGAUUCGGCGUCCAAUAAGAACAUGGCCGACGUUCGCGAGCUCACCCCAGAAUUCUUCUUCCUCCCCGAUUUCCUCACGAAUGUUAACGGCUACAACUUUGGCCUCCGCUCCGACAACUCAAGUAUCGAUAAUGUCCAGCUGCCUCCGUGGGCGAAGGGUGAUCCUGCCAUCUUCAUCGCUAAGCAGCGUGAGGCUUUGGAAAGCCCUCAUGUCAGCCAGAGCCUGCAUCAUUGGAUCGACCUCAUCUUUGGAUACAAACAGCGUGGAGAGGCUGCUAUCGAAGCUGCGAAUGUUUACCAUUGGAUGACAUAUCAAGGUGCCAUCGACCUAGACUCGAUCACGGAUGAGAAGGAACGCGCGCAAAAGAUCAGCAUCAUCAAUAACUUUGGGCAGACGUCUACCCAAGUGUUCCAGCGGCCGCAUCCUCAAAAGGAGAACCUAGCCAAGCCCACGAAGCUGGAUACCUCAGCGGAGAGCUUGCAUCGUGUGCCGGGCACGCUCCUUGAAUCGAAUGACCGCAUUUCGUCGCUCAACUACAUCGUCAAGAGUGAUAAGCUUCUGUGCUCUGCGCCCUUCCGGCAUAAUAUCCCUCCUUACUACGAUCGCUACAUGGAGUGGGGUUUCACAGACGGCAGUGUUCGCUUCUACGACUCGCAUUCGAAGAAACUGCUCGGAUUAUUCGAGCAUCUCCACUCUGGACAGCUAACAACCUCUCUCUUCGUUGACGGCCAGACGCUCAUCACGGCUGGCACCGACUGCACACUUGCGAUCUGGAACGUGACUCGAGGCGAGCGAGGACAGAUGGAGCUGCAAAACGCCACGUCGCUAUUUGGCCACAAAUCACCCGUCGUCACACUUGCCGCCAGUGGCGCCUUUUCCUCCUUCCUGUCGGCCUCGCUAGACGGCCGUGUCUUCCUGUGGGAUUUGAACCGCUCCGAGUUCGUCCGCGAAUUAGACCUCGGUGCUAGGCAAAAGCGCAACCCGGUUCCGAUUCAGGCUGCUAGAAUUAACAGCGUCACAGGGCAUAUUGUGCUUGCGUGCGGGCAUCGGUUGAUCGUUACAACGCUAAACGGAACGGUGCUGCUCGAUGAAGACGUGUGCGAUAGCGAAGACGAUGCAGAAGGCAUCACAGCCGUGGCAGUGUACGAGGGCGUGGGCAACGAGUGGUGUGAACGCGAACUCAUCUUCACGGGUCAUCGGAGGGGCGUCGUCAAGAUUUUCCACCUCGCCACCACGCCCUAUCCGCUAUCGAGCUCUUCACAUACUUCGCAGCCUGGCCAAACACCCCAGUGGUCUAUUUUCCUCGUCAACGUGCUUAAUCAUGGCGAUCCGACGAAUCCUAGCCCCGCGGCGCCUAUCACGUGUAUUUUGCCGAUGCCGCUUAACGUUUACACGGGGGAUGAGGAUGGGAAAGUGUACGAAUGGGACUGCGUGCACCGGCAGCACUGAUCUACCCUAAUUGAGAGUGGGCGAAAAGACAGCGUGGGCUAGCUGGCUAUGAAUUGACCACAACAGAGUAUGUAGACUUUGUGUUUUGGCGCUUAGCAUAUCGAUCUUGUAGCUGGGUUUGCUGGUAUUCGAGCUACAUUUGGAGAAAUGAAAUCAAAUGUUGGGAGAAGUGAUGCACGUCAUCUUCCUCAAUCCACUUUUUCUCCUAAAUCCUGCGCCCUUUAUGCUCCGGUUUAGUGUAAAGAAGCCUGCCCCCUAAUAACAUGACGUGAGAAGAUUUGGCUUAUUAGAACACAUAAUGGACUCGAAAUUCGGUCCGAAUGGAAUCACC
Cucurbitaria berberidis CBS 394.84 is the source of this 8250-nucleotide messenger RNA. RefSeq names its product beach-domain-containing protein. Gene Ontology annotation, molecular function: protein binding. Lineage: Eukaryota; Fungi; Ascomycota; Dothideomycetes; Pleosporales; Cucurbitariaceae. The record is from RefSeq and is a predicted model, not a curated record. The transcript is spliced from 5 exons. Bases 24 to 7919 code for a protein of 2631 amino acids.